This is a messenger RNA of Lotus japonicus, 1620 nucleotides long. RefSeq names its product transcription initiation factor TFIID subunit 15. The record is from RefSeq and is a predicted model, not a curated record. NCBI's taxonomy places the organism in Eukaryota, Viridiplantae, Streptophyta, Magnoliopsida, Fabales, Fabaceae. Gene Ontology annotation, molecular function: RNA binding. The transcript has 8 exons. The coding region runs from base 204 to 1379 and encodes 391 amino acids.
AAAAAGAGGAAAAAAUGAAAAAAAAGGGAUUAAGGUUAAGGAUUAACAGUAGAGGAAGGAGAAGAAGCACAGAAGAAGAGGGAGAAGCGAGAAAUCAAUCUCAUUGCAGAUCUAUCGAUUCAUCGUCGUCCUCCUCCUCCUUCGAUUCAGGAGCUCUGUGUUGCUGGUUCUCUUUGCUUUGUGUUUCAUGAGAUUAAGACCCCAUGGCUGGGAAAUUCGCCACUGCUAAUGGGUCUAUCUAUGUCUGCAAUUUGCCUUUUGGGACUGAUGAAGAUAUGUUGGCUGAAUAUUUUGGCACUAUUGGAGUAAUCAAGAAAGAUAAACGUACAGGGAGACCGAAAAUAUGGUUAUAUCGAGACAAAGAGACUCAUGAACCAAAGGGGGAUGCUACUGUGACGUACGAGGAUCCACAUGCUGCUUCGGCUGCUGUUGAAUGGUUUAACAACAAAGAUUUUCAUGGUAAUACAAUUGGAGUUUUUAUAGCAGAGUCCAAAAACAAAGAUGAUCAAGUAGCAGAUCCAGUUGUAGCUGUAGCUGUGCCUGUAGCUGUUGAUGUUGUUGGUGAACUAGAGGAAACUGACAGGGAUAUUAAUGGUGGUAGUGGAAGAGGUAGAGGUCAACAUGAUGCCUCAGGCAAACCCUGGCAACAAGAGGGCGAUUGGAUGUGUCCGAAUACAAGUUGCUCCAAUGUGAAUUUUGCCUUUCGCGGUGCGUGUAAUCGCUGUGGAAGUGCUCGACCUGCUGGUGCUGCUGGUGCUGGAGGGGGUGGGGGCCGUGGCAAGGGACGUGCUGGACAAGAGGCAGGUGGUAUUGGCCGUCCAGCUGGUGGAGGGCUCUUUGGUCCCAAUGACUGGCCUUGUCCAAUGUGUGGCAAUAUCAACUGGGCAAAACGGAUGAAAUGCAAUAUCUGCAAUACAAAUAAGCCUGGGCAUAAUGAGGGUGGUGUAAGAGGAGGGCGAGCUGGAGGUUACAAAGAGCUUGAUGAAGAGGAAAUUGAAGAAACUAAACGUCGUAGGCGGGAGGCUGAAGAUGAUGGGGAGCUGUAUGAUGAAUUUGGAAAUCUUAAGAAGAAAUUCCGUGCUAAAACACAGCAAGCUGAAGCUGCACGUGUGCUUCCUGGUUCAGGGCGUGCUGGUUGGGAGGUUGAGGAACUAGGGAUUGUCAGGGAUGCUAGAGAAAGAAGUAGAGACAGAGGAAGGGAACAUAAUGAUGGAGAGAACAGGAACAACAGCAGAGAGCGAGAUGAAAAGGAGAGGCAUAGCAGUCGGAACAGAGAGAGGGACAGGGGAAGAGAUCGAGACUGGGAUCAUGUUGAUCGUGAUAGAGACUAUGGGCGAGACCGGGAUCGGGAUCGGGAUCGACAUAGACACCGUUAUUAAAAAUUCUAGCACAAGUGCAUUCUGAUGUUUUGAUUACGAUGAUGAGUUGGUUCUUAUGUCUGGAUUUCAGUUGCUUAAAUUCUUAAACUUGGUGAAAAACAUCCUGCAAGCUGAUGAUUGCUGUUCAUUUUACUUGGCAUGGACCUGUUGUACAACCUAACUACCUAAGAUACUCAUGCUUUUGGUGUUUACAUUACAAGGACAUGUUCUGUUCGAGUAUGUUUCACAGCAGUUUGAAUCA